Messenger RNA from Aspergillus piperis CBS 112811, 521 nucleotides. RefSeq lists its product as uncharacterized. Bases 114 to 422 code for a protein of 102 amino acids. The record is from RefSeq and is a predicted model, not a curated record. The transcript is spliced from 3 exons. Lineage: Eukaryota; Fungi; Ascomycota; Eurotiomycetes; Eurotiales; Aspergillaceae.
UUUGGUUGAUUGUGUCCUCCGACCAUCAAUGCUGUGGCUGGUGAGAGUACUAUAUAGUAGUCUGAUGCUUGAUAAUAUAUAGUGGUACUAUGCCCGUGGGUAGUAUGUGAUAUAUGCAAGCCACCCAUCCCAGAUUUUGCUGUGUAGUCCUUCCGCGACUGAAACCACAAUCAGCCAUAUUCAGUCGGCUGAAGUGUGAGCUACCGGUGGUAUAUGCCCAUGAGCCGUUGUUCCUGCCAUGCCUUUCGGACCUGCCGUGGUUGUUUGUUCACCCCGAUAGACCUAGGACGUCCAAUCUGUUCCCCUGCUCCCCGCUUCCGCAUCCCAUAUUCACCGCAUUUAUAAUGUCCAUAGUGAUAUCAUCGUCUGUCCUGGUGACCAGUGUUUCACAUGUCUAUCACCCCAGGGCUUGGUGCCAUUAAUAUCUCUUCCUUGACACCACCGGAUACUACUACUAUGAUAUAGCUACCUGCUUUAGUAGCGGGCGUGUGCCGAUCUGUUUACCAUAACAAUAACACGUG